This is a messenger RNA of Passer domesticus (house sparrow), 5255 nucleotides long. RefSeq names its product serine/threonine-protein kinase PAK 1-like. Gene Ontology annotation, molecular function: ATP binding; protein serine/threonine kinase activity. Gene Ontology annotation, cellular component: cytoplasm. NCBI's taxonomy places the organism in Eukaryota, Metazoa, Chordata, Aves, Passeriformes, Passeridae. The coding region runs from base 3009 to 3884 and encodes 291 amino acids. Gene Ontology annotation, biological process: regulation of MAPK cascade; protein phosphorylation; regulation of actin cytoskeleton organization. The record is from RefSeq and is a predicted model, not a curated record. The transcript has 7 exons.
CCAGAGAGGCACACUCCAUGUUUCACCAAAAUGCAAAAGGCCUCCAUAGGGAAUUUCAAAUAUCUCUAGAAGAGGCACGGGCAAUAGUCAAAGCCUGUCCCACAUGUAGUCAUCAUAACGGGGGCUGCGGGUUAGGUCUAGGAGUUAACCCCAGAGGGCUGAAUACAAAUGAGACCUGGCAAAUGGAUGUCACGUGUUGCUGAGUUUGGAAGGAUAAAGUAUGUGCAUGUUACUAUAGACACCUACAGUCAUUUUAUAUGGGCCACAGCACAAACUGGUGAGAAAGCAGGGCACGUGGAGAGGCAUCUCAGUAGCUGCUUUGCUGUAAUGGGAGUGCCACGACAUAUUAAGACAGACAAUGGGCCUGCCUACUGCAGCAAAAGAAUAAAACAGUUCGUGCAAAUGUGGGGGAUUGAACACGUGACAGGCAUCCCUAAUUCUCCGACAGGACAAGCGAUUGUAGAGAGAGCUUAUGGUACUUUGAAAAAAUAUCUAGGUAAAUACAAAGAUAUUAGAGAGCCGCAAGAAAGGUUGCUAAAGUGUCUAUUUGUCUUAAAUCACCUGUGUGUUUUUGGGGAAAGCAAAGUUCCUGCUGUAAUUCGUCAUUAUGUAACAGAGAAAAAUAGUGUGAAGCAGGAUGUAUGGGUAAAGUAUAGAGACCCCAAGACAGGACAAUGGCAAGGUCCUGCUAAGGUAUUAUACUGGGGCCGCGGGUAUCUUUGUGUUUCUACCCCUACAGGAUCCUUGUGGGUAGCUGCUAAAUGGACCCCACCAGCCGUGUUAGAUGGAACCAGACCCCAGACAACUGAGCGAAGAGGACGGUCGGCGAGUGGAGGCAAAGCUGCUGAUCACCAUUUGACUGAUAGUUCUCAAGCUGAAAGGACACUGUAGCUUUGCCAUUGACCGAGUGAUUGAUCGGUGUCAAUCCCUGGACAGUAUACUAAGCCUGAUUCCGGCACUUCAUACAUUUUAUCAUAGAAGGCCUAAGAGAUUAGCUUGUAUUAAGUGUCAAAAUACUCAGUGUGCUGCAUGGAUAUUGUUCUUUUGCGGGGGGUGUCAGCAAACUAAGUGGGUGCAUCAGUCACAGUUACCUGAACUGUGGUGCAGAAGCUGUGCAUUUUAUUGGCAGCGGGACUCCUGGCAAGCAGAACUUCAGACCUUUACAGGAUUACCUGGCCGCCAAGGGUUACAGUUGUAUGAGUCCCCAGAACAGAAAAUUCUCGCAUGGUUUAGGUGGGAAACCCAGCACUUUGCCAAACACGCUUUAGGGCAAUCUCAGUCGUGUAUCUUACAGUCUAAGUGUGGUCGGGGCAUUCCCCUCUCCCACCUAGAUGUAGUAGGUCCGAUUCUGAGGGAUCAAGAUCCUAAUCAAGUGUGGGACGAUUGUUUAAGGGCUCUAAAAAGAUUAAGUCUGGGCGGCUCAAGAAAGAAAAAGGGGAGAGGAAGGAAGAGACAUUCUUAACGGUUUGUGGGCAACCUGUUAAUUCCCUAAAUGUCUGGAUGGUUCAAAACAGCGUCCGGGAAGAUCAGGGUGAUGUGGCAGACUUAUGCUGCUGUUUUACUCGUAUUUGCCCUCUUAAUAGACAGCCCAGACAUUGCCAAAGGAGUGGGAACCCACCAAGCAUGGGCCCCACCUCAGCCCAAGACUAAUAUUUGGAUCACCAUGGCAAAUUUAACUAACCAGGAGGCUAUUUGCUUGUCGUUAUCUUCUCCCGGUAAUCCAUUUACAACCUGUUUGGUUGGACUGCCGGCAGAUCCCUGGCCAUGCCCAUCGAAAAUACCCACCUGCAAAACCAAUGACGCCAGGGUCAGUGUAGAUAACUGGGACCAAUGGAUUUCUCAUUUUCCUAUAGCACCGCAGGAACCCCAAGAGUUGGAACUGUUAGGCUCAGUGAUGGCGGAUGCAUGCCUUAGGUUUAAGCAUAAAAGUCAGCUGCCGGCCAAAAACUAUUCUACUAUUGUAACCUCCAGCAUGGCCAUUUACCGUAAUGCAACAACCUGGUGCAAUUAUACCACAAAGAGGGUGUCGAUCUCAUCAAACGACCCUAUUCAAUUACCAGCAGGUUACUUUUUAAUAUGUGGGGAUCGUGCGUGGCCCGGUGUCCCAUCGAUGCUGAGCGGGGGGCCAUGUACAAUUGGAGAGUUGUCUCUCCUCACACCCAAUGCGUCAAUGAUCCUUAAUAUGAGCCGCCGCUAUCACAGAAUUAAAAGAAUGGCCCAUGCGAUUACUGCUGACUGCAAAGAUGAUGUAAAAUUUUGGUCCCCAGGGGCCAUAGUGGCAGCAUCCUUUUUAGCUCCAGGGGUAUCGGCAGCAGGUGCCCAUGCCAUUUUAAACAAGCUAGGAUGCUGGCUGGCUAAACAAACUAAUGCCACCUCUUUAGCACUUUCUAGCCUUUUGCUUGAUGUUGAUUCUAUUCGCCAUGCAACGCUUCAGAAUAGAGCUGCAAUUGAUUUCCUUUUACUGGCACAGGGCCAUGGUUGUGAAGAUUUUGAGGGCAUGUGUUGCAUGAACCUCUCUGAUCAUUCCCAGUCCAUUCACUCCCAGCUCUCUGAGCUGCGAAGGUUAACUGGAAACUUACAGGUAGAAUCGGACUCUGGCAUUGAUGAGUGGCUCAAAUCAUUAGGCUUGGGAUCAUGGUUGCGCUCUAUUGUUAGAGUCAUUAUUAUAGUAGGCAUUAUGGCUUUGUUAGUAGUGUUAGUUUUGCCUUGUUUUUGCAUGUGCUUACAGAACAUGGUUCAAAGAAUGAUAUUUGCUGCAUCUAAUCAGACUAUGCUUGUGCAACAGAAAAACAGGGGAAGUGUGGAGGAUUUUGUGAACAGCUGGCUAGCUAACAAAGGUCACACUGACAUAAUACCGUUAAUUAAGCAAGAAGGAGACGAGGAUAGGAGUCAGCAGUCAGUGUCCAAACCUGGCAAGGGCACUGUGCCCUUGGUGCAACAUCAGGAUGGAUCGUUAGUUAGAAACAUGAAGAAAAGAUGUGGACAGCUGCAACAUAGUAGCCACAAGAAUGCUAAGGGUGUGUGGUGAGUGUGGAAGAUCCAGAAAAGAAGUACACUGGAUGGGAACAUCUUGGCAUUGGGUGGCUGUAAAGGAACUUUAUCUCCAGCACCAGGGCUGUGAGGGAGUAUUAAAAGAAAUCCUGCUCAUGAGAGAAAAUAAGAACGCCAAUAUUGUCAGCUACUUAGAAAGCUACCUUGUGGAUGAGGCUGUCCUGCUGGUGUUGGAAUAUAUGGAUGGAGGCUCCUUAGCUGAUGUGGUCACCGUGAGAAGGAUGGCUGUAGGACACAUAGCAACAGUGUGUCGGGAGUGCCUGCAAGGCCUGGCUUUCCUUCAUGCCAAGCAGGUGAUCCACAGAGACAUCAAAAGUGACAACAUCCUUCUGGGCCGGGAUGGCUCCGUCAGGCUGGCUGAUUUUGGCCUCUGUGCUGUGCUCAGCCCUGAGCACAGGAAACGGAGGUCGAUGGUCGGGACCACUUACUGGAUGGCACCCGAGGUGGUGAGAAGAGAGCCUUACGGCCCCAAAGUGGACACCUGGUCCCUUGGCAUUGUGGGAAUAGAAAUGGCCACAGGAGAGGCUCCUUAUAUGCAGGAGACCAGUGACAAGGCCAGCUACCUGAUAGGCAAGCAAGGGGUUCCAAAUCUGCACCAGCUCAGGCUACCCCCUGGCUUGUAUGAAUUUCUGGGCUGCUGCCUGCAGAUGGAUGUGGACAGGCGAGGCUCUGCCAAGGAACUUCUGCAGGUACAAGGCAAAGCAGCUGCAGGCCAAACAGCUGUUCCCUGCCAGGGUUUGCUCCUUGGCCAAACUCCAGGGAAUCAGAUGGGCCCCCCACAGAGUAAUCUCCACUCUGGGUGCUUUUCAAAUGAAAACCAAGUAGGAUCUUGACUGCUUGAGGUUAGAAGGGCCCAGUGAAGGUCAUCUAGCCCAGAACUCCAGCCACUGGCAAGGACAUCUUCAAGUAGAUCAGGUUGUUCAGAGGGCCAACCAAGCGGAGCUUGAAUGUUGCUGGGUUGGGGCUCCUCCCAGCUCUCUGGGCAGCCUGUGCCAGUGUUCCAGCACUCUCCUCACAAACAGUUUCUUCCUCAGAGCCAAUCUGAAUUGAGUGUCUUUUAGCUUAAAGCCGUUCCCCCUUGUCCUCUUGCAAUUGCCCCUGCUAAAAGAAAUGUCCCCAACUUUCCUAGAAGUCCCUGAAAAUAUUGAAAAGUCUCCUUGGGGCUUGCUCUUCUCCAGGAUAAACAGGCACAAGGCUCCCAGCCCUUCCUCAGAGGAGAGCUCCCACCUUCUGGUCAUUUCUGUGUCCCUCUUUUGCUCUCAGGUGCUGUAUUCAGGUUUGCCUGGUAGCAAAGGAACUGAAGUAUUGCAAUGCUGGGGAUGGGGGCUUGAGGAACACAAUGAAAGCAGUCCCUGCCAAGCGGUUUUAGAUUGGUCUGUGGGAAUGGGGGAGCUGGGGUGGAGCUCACUGUGAGCAUCCGAGAGCACCCAGCUUGUCCCGCCUGGCCCACCCUUGGAGGUUUCUGCCAGCCAAACAGGCACAGCUGUGCAGGAUUUGUGCCAGCCCCAUGUGCUGCCUUGCCCCAUCAAGUAGAUGAGAAUGGCUGUGGCUUUGCUGCCAGGUUUGGUGGCAGACAAGGAGCUGGUGACCAGGCCACUUCCUUGGCUGUGCCUGCUGUGAUGGAAGAUGCCAGCCAGCACAGGAGGGAGUGGGGUGUGCUGAGGCAGACACUGCUCUUCCUGCAAACCAGAGCUGAGCACAUCUGCACCCUGAUGCUUGUGUCCUUGCUCCUGGCUUGCUGCUGAAAACCUGCAUGUCCAGCUUUCCUGAGAUCAACAUGUGGGAUCAACAUUUUUCAGAGCUCUUGGGAGUCUCUUGAGGAAUGCCUUAUACCCCACAUCUCUCUUGGACACUCAAAGAGCCCAUGUCCGUAGAAAAGAGGAGCUUGAAUAAGUCUGUUGACUUUCCUGAAAGGAAUAAAUCCUUAGGACAGCAAGCAGCAAUCCCAGAGUGAUAGCAGGACAAAAAUCCCAGCAAGUGACGACACCAUGAGGAAUGGACUAGUGCAGUUCUGGGCCGUGUUUGCCUGUGCCAGCAGCAUGCUGGACAUGAAGGCAGACGUGCUGCUGGUGCCCUCAGUCCCAUGUCUGUGUAUUUCUGGGUGCUGGAGGAAUCCAGCUCAACCCUGUUAGGAACUCAGUUUGGAAAAAUGGUUCCUUUUUCCUUUGUCUCUUUUAAUUUGGUUUCUUUUGUUUCUUUUUCCU